Psylliodes chrysocephalus is the source of this 444-nucleotide messenger RNA. The record is from the annotation of a GenBank genome assembly. Lineage: Eukaryota; Metazoa; Arthropoda; Insecta; Coleoptera; Chrysomelidae.
AUGUCUUCGUCUCCGAUGCCGAAGAAGAAAAGAUGGCCCUUAGGGUCUUUUCUGAUUUCAUGGUGGAAGGUGCACCAUUUCGCCACAUGCAAGUUUGGGUUUUGCCCUUCAACUCGCCUAAGCACAACCUCUUUUUCGUCAAAGUCAGCUUGCGCUUCCCCUAGGAUCCAGAGAGAGGCUUUGGUGAGCUUGGGGAGCUCGUCCAUCCUUACAACUGCGAGUGUUGCUCCUUCCCAUGUUUUUAAGGUUAGUACCUUGGUUUUUAGUCAUUCCAACGUCAGGUCAUCGUUGCAGGUUACUCUAAUAAUUUCACCAGAGUGCGACCAAGACCUGAAUGUGGAUGGCUUGGUUUUGAUGCAGGAGGCGGACAAGAUUGGUUUGUCCAGCUCUCUCAUCAGUGUCUUUUUGACAAGGAUUUCUCUUUCGGUAGUUAUCUUACCAUAA